GCGCAUGCGCAGACGCGUCGCGGUGAUUGCAGCUCUCUGCGUUUCCGCGUUAGCAGCGGGGAAGCAGCCAAGGGGAGGGAACAGUACACAGGCAGAUCGGCCAAAUCUAACUGGAUUACGCUGUCUGUGGCACGAUUACGAUGCAAAACAAGAGACGAUCGAGCAAACGUCGUGUUUAGGAAAUGAAUGCGAGAUUAUGACAUCCGCCUGGGCACGAGGACAGGAUGACAACACCGCCUGACAUGUGAGGCAAAACACAACAACAGCGCGCUUGUGUGGCUGCGUCUUUGCCACCUUUAGUUUAUGCAGAAUUUGCGUUAAAUAUCGCGUUUGCUGGUGGCAUAAUGAAGAAGUUUAAUAUCAGGAAGGUGUUGGACGGCUUGACUGCGUCCUCUUCCUCCGCCGCGUCACCUCAAACGGGAAACCGGGAGAAUGACAUGAUUCAGGAGACCCUGCAAUCGGAGCAUUUUCAGCUUUGCAAGACGUUACGACAUGGGUUUCCCUAUCAACCCUCUUCCAUGGCUUUUGACCCCGUACAGAAAAUUCUGGCUAUUGGCACACAAAGUGGAGCCCUAAGACUGUUUGGGCGAGCAGGAGUGGAGUGUUACUGUCAACAUGAAAGCGGAUCAGCCGUCAUCCAGCUGGAGUUUCUCGUGAAUGAAGGGGCGCUGGUUAGCGCUUUGGCAGAUGACAGUAUUCAUUUGUGGAACCUGAGGCAAAAACUUCCAGCCAUUCUCCAUUCUCUUAAAUUCAACCGGGAACGGAUCACGUUUUGUCAUUUGCCCUUUCAGAGUAAAUGGCUUUAUGUGGGCACAGAAAGAGGAAACAUUCACAUUGUCAAUGUGGAGUCCUUCACACUCUCAGGCUAUGUGAUCAUGUGGAACAAAGCCAUCGAACUUUCUUCAAAGACGCACCCUGGUCCUGUGGUUCACAUCAGUGAUAACCCCAUGGAUGAAGGGAAACUUUUAAUUGGUUUCGAGUGUGGCAUAGUUGUGCUGUGGGACUUAAAAUCAAAGAAAGCUGAUUAUCGAUACAAUUAUGAUGAGGCGAUCCACUCUGUGGACUGGCACCAUGAGGGGAAACAGUUUGUGUGCAGUCACUCAGAUGGCACGCUUACCACGUGGAACGUGCGAGCUCCUGCCAAGCCUGCCCAGAUCAUUACACCACAUGGUAAACAAGCCAAGGAUGGAAAGAAGCCUGAGCCAUGUAAACCCAUCCUGAAAGUGGAGUACAAAACCACCAGAGCCGGGGACCCUUUCAUGAUACUGAGUGGAGGUUUGUCAUAUGAUACAGUGGGUAGACGAGCCUGUCUGACCGUGAUGCAUGGGAAAAGUACUGCAGUAUUGGAGAUGGACUACCCUAUAGUAGAUUUCCUUACGCUGUGUGAAACCCCAUAUCCAAACGAUUUCCAGGAGCCUUAUGCCGUUGUCGUCUUGUUGGAAAAAGAUUUAGUAGUUAUUGAUCUUGCACAAACCGGGUAUCCCAUCUAUGAGAACCCAUAUCCCCUGUCCAUCCACGAGUCUCCGGUGACCUGCUGUGAAUAUUUUGUGGACUGUCCCGCUGAAGUCAUUCCUGCUAUUUACUCCGUAGGCUCCAGACAGAAGAGGCAGGGCUUUAGUAAGAAGGAAUGGCCUAUCAGUGGAGGUAACUGGGGCCAGGGAGCACUAAGUUACCCGGAGGUUAUCAUCACUGGACAUGCUGAUGGAUCAGUCAAGUUUUGGGACGCAUCAUCAUUAAUGUUGCAGGUGCUGUAUAAACUGAAAACAGCGAAGGUGUUUGAGAAACCUCGUAGUAAGGAAGAGAGGUCCAGCACUGAUAUCGUGGAUGAGGAUCCAUUUGCCAUCCAGAUCCUAUCCUGGUGUCCAGAGAGCCGCGUGCUGUGUGUGGCUGGAGUCUCGGCUCAUAUCAUCGUCUACAGGUUCAGCAAACAGGAGGUCACCACUGAAGUGGUUCAGCUGCUGGAGGUGCGAAUGCAGUGUGAGCUAAAUGAAGUGGACUCUCCAGAGGCCGCAGGAGAGCAGUCGGCCGUAUCCACUCCAGGAACCUCCUCCAGUCCUCAAAGCAGCCUGCCUCAGUCCCACCCCUCCACCAGCAGCAACAACUCCUCUGACGGUCUGCGUGAUAACGUGCCCUGUCUCAAGGUUAGGAGUUCCCCUCUCAAGCAGUCUCCAGGUUACCAGGUAGAGCUAGUCAUUCAGCUGGUGUGGGUCAGCGGAGAGCCACCACAACCUAUAACCAGUCUGUCUGUCAACUCUGCAUAUGGCCUCGUCGUUUUUGGCAACGGUUAUGGCCUUGCCGUGGUUGAUUACAUCCAAAAAACUUUACUUCUGAACGUGAGCACGGCCGAACUCUACGGUUCAUCAGAUCCUCACUACAGACAGCCGCGUUCACCGCGCAAAGCCAGACAGCCCUCUGCAGGUUUUUGUGAUGGUAAUGAUGGACCUGGUGCUUCAGAGGAGCGAUGCAAAUCCCCAACUUCAGGCUCCGGCUCACCGUGCAAUUCAGAUGAGGACAGCACACAGACGUUUAUUGACAGGGUGAAGACCAAAAGCAGACGGAUAUCCAAGAGUGUUGCCAAUGACUUUGCUAAGAUAUCCAGGAAAAUUAGCAUGAUUGCUGAUCAGAAAGAUGACGCCAGGGACAACUCGUUUAGUCGCUCGCGCAGCUCCAGCGUGACCAGCAUUGACAGGGAGUCACGUGAGGUCAUUACCUCCUUCUACUUUUGUGAUUCUCUGUCUAAGAAGAGUGAGAUGGUGGCAGUGCCCAGCCUGUGGAUUGGCACCUCGCAGGGCAGCAUGUUGGCCAUUACCCUCACCGUGCCCUCAACACCAGAGCAGAGGAUGCAGCAGUCUGUGGGCAUCUCAUUCUGUGGUUCGGUGGUUAGUUUAAAGGGAGGAAUUUUAUGCAUGGCCCAGCUGGACUCCAGCGGCACGCUUGUGCCCCAUGUUUAUGAACCCUGGUAUGAACCCAACGCUCCUGAAGAGGAGAGAGAGCAGACAAGAAAACGCCGGCCCACAUCACCCCCGUCGUCUCAAGAGAACCAGGACUGUCAGUAUGCUGUGGUGUGCUCCAUGAAGCAGGCUAAGGUUGUGGCCCUGCCCUCGCAAAAUUGCAUCUACAAACACAACAUCACCGAGACCUCCUUCGUUCUCAGAGCUGAUGUGGUGACGGUGAGCGCCGGGCUCUGCAUCGCUUGCUUCUGUGCCAACGGUCACAUCAUGACUUUGAGUUUGCCGAGUUUGCGACCGCUGCUGGAUGUCAACUACCUUCCUCUGACGGACAUGAGGAUAGCCAGAACCUUCUGUUUCUCCAACCAGGGUCAGGCCCUGUACCUCACAUCUGCCACUGAGAUCCAAAGAAUCACAUACAGCCAAGAAACAUGUGACAACCUACAGGAGAUGCUCGGAGAACUGUUUACUCCAGUGGAGACCCCUGAAGCACCAAACCGAGGUUUCUUCAAGGGCUUAUUUGGAGGCGGUGCUCAGUCAUUAGACAGAGAAGAUUUAUUCGGAGAGACGGCCUCUGGCAAGGCCUCACGCAGCCUGGCGCAACACAUCCCCGGACCGGGUGGUAUGGAGGGCAUGAAGGGGGCAGCGUCAGGUGUGGUGGGAGAGUUGGCGCGGGCGAGAAUAGCUCUGGAUGAGAGAGGACAGAAACUGGGCGAGUUGGAGGAGAGGACAGCGGCCAUGAUGUCGAGCGCAGACUCAUUUUCCAAACAUGCGCAUGAUAUGAUGCUGAAAUACAAGGAUAAGAAAUGGUACCAGCUCUGAGGAUUCAGCAGACCUUCAUAUGAAGACAGUACAUCCAUCAUCAUCUCCGUUUCUUCUCCUCGUGUAUGUUUCUCUCGAAUGUCCAAAAACUGCCACGUACGCCCAGCACAAAUUUUGUCGCGAUAAGAGCUGGGUAAGGACAGUGGAGUCGGGAAGGAACGGCUCAGGCUAAAAUUUCCUUCCCUUUUUGGUGGCGGUCGAGUUUCCUCUCCCUAAACAAAACGCCAGAGGUGACCCAACACCGGUGCUGCCCAGUCCUGUAUUUUCAUCAGCCAUGCUGUCAUUCUCACUGCCAUUCUGAACUACAAAACAAAGGAUUAUGGGAGAUAUCGGAAAAAAUGAGAUGCUCACAAAGAAAGAACCGAAGUCUGCAGCUUUGCCAAGCGAAAUGCUUCUGAUAAUCUGUCACUAGGGCAAGAAUAGAUUACGCGUCUAGUGUUAUAAUUUAUGAAAGUUGCUUUGAGUAUAAUUUGGGUUUUGGAUGGAGGUUAUUGAUCACAUUAGCUAUAGAAAUGGCCAGAUUGUCUUACAUAUACUGUAUGAUGUGAUGAAUUACUGUUUAAUUUCAUCUCUAAAGGGCUGGAAGUUGCUGUUUUAACCACAUAUCAUGUGAUUGUUUUGCCAUUUCAAUCUACAGGCAGACCUGGAUGAGAUCUGAUCAUGCAUCACGUUUGUCCUUGUGUUCAGAGGACGUGUUGGUUUACACGGAUCAGAUCAGACUGAUAUACAAUGUAUCUGUACACUGAUUUUUUUUUUUUUUUUAAGGUGAAUCUCAAGAUUGUAAAGGUCAUGUUUUUCCUUGAAAUCAAAAGAAAAAAGUGAUAUUUGAAUUGUAAAGUAUAUCUACAGUUAUUUUAGGUUUUACUGCCUUUAUGCUAACGAUAAAAAGGUUAUUACAGUAAUUUUCUUUUUUAUCUUUUGAUUUUGAUGUGAAAUAUGACCUGGCCAUGUUUCGUGAGGUUCACCUAAAGAUGUAUGGGUAUAUAAAUGUUGAAUAUAUGCUGGUUAUAUACAAACAGAGACUUAAGAGAAUGCAAAUUAUUUUUCUUGGUUAUUUUUGUUGCAAGCGAGAAAUCGGAAGCGCGAGGCAUGAAUUUCAUUAUGUGCCUUCUGAUGAUUGACAUGCAAGGAACCUGUCGGACGCAACACCGUGCCGAACGUACUGGUUGCUCGUAUGCAAAACAUUACCCACGAUGCAACAGCUUCUGGAUGAGGAAAUGGGCAGAGCCUGAAGAGGACUCGCAGUGUGAGAUUUCUUCUUCGGUGAUUGUUGUCAUCUUAAGUAAAGGACAGACGGAUGUCAAUUUGUUUUCUAUAUAAAGCCUUUUCAGCGGACUAAUGCAUGAGUUUGUCAUCUCUCACGGAGAGUUGAAUAUAAAGCUGAAUAUCUCUGUGUGCUGCAGUGGAUGUGACCAAGUACCACUUAAUGUUUAAUGCAACUUCAUACCGUCGGUCCCUCCAGCUGUCUUUCAGAGGGGUUUCUUAUCUGCCUUUGCUUUGCGACCCAUAAAUAUAUGCUAACCUCGGCCUGUGUGUGUGUUUGUGAACAUACAUGUAUGCAAGAAUAUGUGUAUGUUCACAUUUAUAUCAACUUGGAGUGUGUUUGCGGGUCUUUUCUUUAUGUAUGAGGUGCAGGAUAUUGCUGCUAUUUGUGUUAAUUUAGGAACAUCAUGUUGUUGUUAAGUUUCCUAUCAGGCAUUUUUUUUUAAUUUUUUGGUUUUUCACAUUGCUGCCAAAUGUUGUACAUAUUAAUACUCUUGUCGACAAACUUGAGAGUGAUGAUGCGGUGACUCAAAGUGAUUUCAUGUCCAUGACCUUAUGAGACUCCAAAGAGUUGCUUUGCUGUAAAUGUUAUUCUCUCAGAAAGGAAAAGGUCCCUUGAUUCUGCAAAAUUCAUUAUUUUAAAUACAUAUAUAUAGCGCCAUGGUGUUUGUGUAAAUAUCUACCAAAAUAGCAAUUUGCAAUGUUAACCAUCUAAAAAAAAUUAAAUCUGGCUUAUCUGCUUCAUAUAUAUUUUCUUUACUAUGAGCAGUUGUGUGGUUUUGCACUAUGUUUUAUAUUAUAAUGACAUGAAAGUCAUUUUAUUGAUAUUUUUGUAGUUUGUAUUGUAAUUUUCUUUAUUAUUAUUAUUAUUAAUGUUAUCUCUUUAUUUUUGAAAAUUUUGUUUCUUUGUGAAGGACCAAAACAAGACAGAUGCUAAAGUGUCAAUGGCAAACAUCAUGGGGUGCCUCACACUCUCACAUUUGUCAUCAUUGCCAGUUUAAUGAUAUAUUUAAACAUGAAAUAUAUAUAUAAAUUUGAUUAUUUACAAAUGAAUACUUUUAUUAUAUUAUUUGAAAUGAAAUGAUGCAUUUUAAGAUGAUAAAUUUGUGUAUGUAUUGUCAAUGAAUCCGAUUGGACACAGAUAUGAUGACACUUUUACGGUGAGCCAUCUGUUUAGUUGACUGAGAAGUGAUGAAUCUGAAUAUUUGAAAUCAUUGGCCGCCUUUGUACUGUUUGACCUCUGAUUUGUUUUGCACAAGAGGCAGCAUGAGAUCUGGUGUUUACAUACUUGAAGCAUCCACCUACGUUCUGUUAGUCGAUCAUCAUUUGUUGUUUAUGCUAGUGAGAUGUUUGUAAUUGAACAAAUCACAAGUAUUUACUCUGUUAUAAUAGACAAAGCAAGAUGUCCUUUCUUUAGACUACUCAUAACAUUGCUGUUUCAGUUCAGAUUCAUUCAACAUUCACUGUACUACUGAUAAACAUGAUAUCCUAAAGGGUUUUGGGGAUAAAUAAUAUGUGGGCUUGCCGGUUUUCUCCUCGAAGCUAAUUUAUUGUACAGUUUUAUUAAUCAGACUUUCACAUGAAUGUUUGUCUUAAUCUGCUGCCACCCAACAAUUUAGAAAACAUGUUUAUAGACAUAACUGUGCAAUUGGAAAUAAAUGUAAAAGAAAGAUGGA
Molecule: messenger RNA, 6709 nt
Organism: Misgurnus anguillicaudatus (oriental weatherfish)
Lineage: Eukaryota; Metazoa; Chordata; Actinopteri; Cypriniformes; Cobitidae
Gene: stxbp5b
Product: syntaxin binding protein 5b (tomosyn)
Biological process (GO): Golgi to plasma membrane transport; exocytosis
Cellular component (GO): plasma membrane; cytoplasm; SNARE complex
Molecular function (GO): syntaxin binding; myosin II binding; GTPase activator activity
Source: RefSeq, a predicted model, not a curated record